AUAAAAUAAAAUAAAAAAAAAAUGUCUUUUUCAAAUCCAAAACUAUCCAAAGAUUGUCUUUGGCAAAUAUUUGAAAUAAUUACAAAUACACAUAAAAGUAAAGAAAUUCACACAACAUUAUUUUCAUGUUUAUUAGUAAAUCGACAAUGGUGUGAACUUGCCGCUCCAUUUUUAUGGAAAAAUCCAUUCAUUAACCCAAAUUUACAUAAUAAAAAUAAAAAAUUACUUUGUAAAAUAAUUCUUUCCUGUUCUUUAUUAAAAGAUACUACUGUAAUUAAAAAACAUAUUAAAAAAAUU
Rhizophagus irregularis DAOM 181602=DAOM 197198 is the source of this 297-nucleotide messenger RNA. The record is from RefSeq and is a predicted model, not a curated record. Lineage: Eukaryota; Fungi; Glomeromycota; Glomeromycetes; Glomerales; Glomeraceae.